UUAAAAGAGGGUGGGAGGGGAAACUGACAGGCUCAGGAGCAAAUGACCGUGGGCAGUUGAACGGCAGCCAGAGCGCCAAGACACCAACUCCAGGGAGAGGCGAAGAAGCAGAAAGUUCGGAAUCAGUCUCCUAGGCUUAGCAAGAUGGGUGACUGGAGCUUCCUGGGGGAGUUCCUGGAGGAGGUCCACAAGCACUCCACGGUCAUCGGCAAGGUCUGGCUCACCGUCCUGUUCAUUUUCCGAAUGCUGGUCCUGGGCACUGCUGCUGAGUCCUCCUGGGGAGAUGAGCAGGCUGACUUCCGGUGCGAUACCAUUCAGCCUGGUUGCCAGAAUGUCUGCUACGACCAAGCCUUCCCCAUCUCUCACAUUCGCUACUGGGUACUGCAGAUCAUCUUCGUGUCCACGCCGUCUCUGGUCUACAUGGGCCACGCCAUGCACACAGUGCGCAUGCAGGAAAAGCAGAAGCUGCGGGAUGCCGAGAAAGCUAAAGAGGCCCGUGGCACGGGUGCCUAUGAGUACCCCGUGGCCGAGAAGGCAGAGCUGUCCUGCUGGAAGGAAGUGGAUGGGAAGAUUGUCCUCCAGGGCACCCUACUCAAUACCUAUGUCUGCACCAUCCUGAUCCGCACCACCAUGGAGGUGGCCUUCAUCGUGGGGCAGUACCUCCUCUACGGGGUCUUCCUGGACACCCUGCACGUCUGCCGCAGGAGUCCCUGUCCUCACCCGGUCAAUUGCUAUGUCUCGCGGCCCACAGAGAAGAACGUCUUCAUUGUCUUUAUGCUGGCUGUGGCUGGACUGUCUCUCUUUCUCAGCCUGGCGGAGCUCUACCACCUGGGCUGGAAGAAGAUCCGACAGCGCUUUGUCAAGCCCCGGCAGGGAACCGAUAAGCACCAUCUUCUUGGCCCCUCCACCAGCCUAGUCCAGAGCCUCACCCCACCCCCCGACUUCCAUCAGUGCCUGAAGAACAACAGCUCUGACGAGAAAUUCUUGGGUGACUUCAGUAAUAACAUGGGUUCCCGGAAGAACGCAGACACUCUAGCUAUGGAGGAAGUGCCGGACCAGGAGCAGAGUUCUGGGGAGGGUUUCAUCCACAUGCGGUAUGGCCAGAAGCCAGAGGAGCCCAAUGGAACCUCUCCAGGCCACCGCCUUCCCCUGAGCUACUACGGUGACAAGCGCCGCCUUAGCAAAGCCAGCAGCAAAGCAAGGUCAGAUGACCUGUCAGUGUGACCCUCUGAGGGAGGGCCAGUCCCGGAAGGGAUCUCAGGAGGCUGCUGGCAGGGAGAAGCAGUCUCUCACAACACCAUAUUCUUCUUCUCAGCACCGCGGGGCUCCUUCUGACCCCAGGUCUGGAUGGCGUUGAUCAUCAGUUCUCAAAAUUACAGUUCGAGAGUGUUCUCAAAGACAGGGCUAGUCCUCAGGUCCUGUCCCUCUUCAUCCUCUACCAGUAUACACAGUGAAGGACAGGAACCCUAGCAAAAUCUGGCCAGGGAAGGACAGACCAACACCAGCAACAUACCAGAUAGGACCUGCAAGUCUUGGCUUUUUUGGUACUGUGUACACUUUUUUUUUUUUUUUUUUGAAGAGCCCAAGCGUCUCAGCCAAUGGAGAGUAUUCAUCAGGCAAUUUACAUUGUAUCAUUCCCUUGAAUUUGUUGUUUCCAUGGACCAUACCCCAGAGUGGAGGUGAGGUAGCUGUGGGCUGCCCUAGGCUACAUCUCCCUCCUCCCAGUCUUCAGGGCUUAGUUACCCUUGGACCUUGGCCAGCAUCGGCUUCACAAGUGCCUCGGACUGUGCCUUCGGCACACAGCUCAUCCCAGUGAUGUCAUAGCCUUUCUGCCAGGAGAGACGCCCCAGCGUAAGGGUGCCAGGACCUCUGGGGGUCACUGUACACACACAUGUCACUGGAAUCGCCACCACCUGUCAUCCCGCAGUCCUUUACAGGUCAACCUGAUGAUAGAGACCAUCCUUGCCUACCUCUGCGGCUGUUCAACCUGUGUUCCUCCAAAACCUUGCUGAACAAGAAUGUCCAAGAAGUCACCAUCCUCUCUUGAAUCCUAGCCAGGUUACCAGCCACCAAGUUCAGCGGAAUUUUCCCAGGAUUUUAGUGAAACAAAGAAGCAUUGUGCUUCUUGGGUUCUCCUGGGAAAAAACAAUUCUGCUGUGAAGAUGAAAAUUAAAAAAAAAAAAAUGAGAGAAGACACUGAAGAGACAUUUCCCCUCCUCCUAUACACA
Molecule: messenger RNA, 2228 nt
Organism: Peromyscus leucopus (white-footed mouse)
Lineage: Eukaryota; Metazoa; Chordata; Mammalia; Rodentia; Cricetidae
Gene: Gja5
Product: gap junction protein alpha 5
Exons: 2
Coding region: 145-1224 (359 amino acids)
Biological process (GO): cell communication
Cellular component (GO): connexin complex
Source: RefSeq, a predicted model, not a curated record